ACUGCCCUCUUGUAGCUCAUACGCAGUACUCUCCGUAACUUUCCUUCCACCCUGACCUAUAAGAGCACGCCGUGGAGUUAAUGAAGUAUUAUCAGUUGUAUUAGUCUUGAGAAGUACUUCUGUCAAAAUGACCAGCACAAAACCCACCGACGCCACCGCUUUCUUUGUCGAUUUCAUGAUGGGAGGUACCGCAGCUGCUAUAUCGAAGACUGCAGCCGCUCCCAUUGAACGCAUCAAACUCCUUAUACAGAAUCAGGGAGCUAUGAUUGCUUCUGGAAGGCUCGACCAUCCCUACAAGGGCAUCGCUGACUGCUUCAAGCGGACCGUCUCGGAAGAAGGGGCCAUCAGCUUGUGGAGGGGUAAUGGGACGAAUGUGCUCAGAUACUUCCCUACGCAGGCCCUAAAUUUUGCAUUCAAGGAUAGCUUUAAACAAAUGUUUGGUUUCAAAAAAUCAGAACAAUUCGGUUUAUGGGUUCUUGGAAACAUCGCCAGUGGAGCAGCCGCUGGAGCAUCUUCCUCUGUCUUCGUGUAUUCACUUGAUUACGCCCGCACACGAUUAUCUGCUGACGGCAGGAGUUCCGCUAAAGGAGGCGAACGCCAAUUUUCCGGUUUGAUCGACGUAUACAGGCAGACCAUCCGUUCCGACGGGAUUCUUGGCUUGUACAGAGGAUUCGUGCCCAGUGUGGUUGGCAUCUGCGUGUAUCGAGGUCUCUACUUUGGAGGGUAUGACACAAUUAGAGACACGUUCCUAGUAGGAAAUUUGCGCGGUAAUUUUGUUGCAUCUUUUGCUGUGGGUUGGGUGUGCACGACGGGAGCGGCAUUGGCUGCAUACCCACUUGACACCAUCAGGAGACGGAUGAUGAUGACAACCGGGGAAAAGGUACAAUACAGAUCCUUUAUUGAGGCUGGAAGGCAUAUCAUGGCCAAAGAGGGUGUAAGGUCGUUGUUCGCUGGGGCAGGUGCAAAUAUCCUUCGUGGUGUGGCCGGGGCGGGUGUGCUAUCUUUGUACGACAAAUUCCAGGAACUCGCUUGGGGAAAGGUAUACCGAGCUGGAUCUGGUUGACAUUAUAUCAGAGGACGUGCGAUGCAGUAGGAAUGCGGCGAAACAGUUAUCGUAG
Molecule: messenger RNA, 1118 nt
Organism: Suillus subalutaceus
Lineage: Eukaryota; Fungi; Basidiomycota; Agaricomycetes; Boletales; Suillaceae
Product: mitochondrial carrier domain-containing protein
Exons: 10
Coding region: 128-1063 (311 amino acids)
Biological process (GO): mitochondrial ATP transmembrane transport; mitochondrial ADP transmembrane transport
Cellular component (GO): mitochondrial inner membrane
Molecular function (GO): ATP:ADP antiporter activity
Source: RefSeq, a predicted model, not a curated record